Messenger RNA from Closterium sp. Yama58-4, 4140 nucleotides. The record is from the annotation of a GenBank genome assembly. NCBI's taxonomy places the organism in Eukaryota, Viridiplantae, Streptophyta, Zygnematophyceae, Desmidiales, Closteriaceae.
AUGUCCGCGGCCGGCGCUGAGGAGCCUCCGCCAUGCGUGUUGCUGCGCAACUGCACCAUCGUUCAGGCGGGCGGCGCGGGGGUCGUUGCUGACGUGGACGUGCGCGCGGCGCAGCAUGUGUUGGUUCAGGGCAAGCGAAUCGCGUUCGUCGGCGACGCGCUGCCGUCCGACCUGCUCGCGCCGCUGACGGCGUCGCGGCCACCAGUGGUGAGCCUCCCUUCCCCCUGUCGCAUCCCCCUCCCUGUCGCGUCCCCCUCCCUGUCGCGUUAUCUGCUCCCCGGCCUGUGCGGCGCGCACGUGCUCGUCACGGCGGCAGCUUCCGCGGAGAUCGACCUGGCGGGGCGCUACCUGCUCCCCGGGCUGUGCGACGCGCACGUGCACGUGACGGCGGCGGCGUGCGCGGAUCUUCACUUGCUGGCGGCGCUGCCGGUGUCGCUGGUGGCGUGCCGUGCUGCUAAGGGGCUGCACGCCAUGCUCAUGCGCGGCUUCACCACCGUGCGCGAUGCUGGGGGGUGCGACCAGGGGCUGGCUCAGGCAGUGGAAGAAGGCACGGUGGUUGGUCCGCGCAUCCUCAUAUCAGGCCACGCCCUCUCCCAGACGGGCGGUCAUGGGGACAUGCGCAAGCCCUCCCAUGAUACCCUUCCUGUCGCCGCCCCCUCCUCAUUCUCCCUCUGCGCCUGCUCCUCUGCUGCCUCCGCUGUUGGAGGCCUGGGCAUCGGCCGGGUUUGCGACGGCGAGCCGGAGGUUCGGCGGGCGGUUCGGGAGGAGAUUCGGCGGGGGGCGCGGCAGAUCAAGGUGAUGGCGUCGGGCGGUGUAUCGUCACCGUCGGAUCGCGUGGAGAGCGUUCAGUUCUCGGAGGGGGAGAUGCGGGCAGCGGUGGAGGAGGCGGAGGCGCAGGGCACGUAUGUGAUGGCGCACGCUUACAUGGCACGCGCCAUCAAAAGGGCGGUGGCGUGUGGUGUUCGGAGCAUUGAGCAUGGCAAUAUGCUGGACGAGGAAGCAGCCGACCUCAUGCUGCAGCGAGGAAGCUUCCUGGUGCCCACGCUGGUGACGUACGAGCGGAUCAAGCAGGCGGGGCAGCAGAGCGGCAUGGAUGGCGGCAUCGUUGCCAAGGUGCAGGACCUGCUAGAGAGGGGUCUUGAAGCCGUGGCUCUGGCAGAACGGAAGGGUGUGCCCAUGGUCUUUGGCUCGGACCUGCUGGGUCCCAUGCAGUCACACCAGCUGCAGGAAAUUGCCAUCCGCAGCAAGGUGCAAUCGCCAGCGUCGAUCCUUCGGUCUGAAACAACCUCAGCUGCACGGCUUUUUGGAAUGGAAAGAGAAAUUGGGGUUGUGGCGGUUGGUGCGCUUGCGGAUUUGAUUGUGUUGGAUGGGAAUCCAUUAGAAGACAUCAGCAUAUUGACUGAUUCUAAGGACGGGAGCGGUCGCGGGUCGGGGGAAAACGGCGGAAGCAGCGGGCCGGGAAUAGCGGAAAUCAAGUCAGUCGGGGGAGACGGGUGGGGGUUGGCGAAGCGGGCGUUUCAGCGAGGAGUUGCGAAAGUAAAAUCAGCGGCGGCGGCGGCGGCUGCUGCGGCGAUAAACCUGGACGGCCCUCCGCGGCGCCGCCCCGACGUGCACUCCGCAGCGGUCCAGGAAUUCUCGCGGUUCCUCAAAGACUCGCACCGGAGAUUAAUCUCCUCUACCGGGCUCCCCGCGUCGCGGAUCGUGCACAGCUACCGCUACCUCAUGAACGCGUUCUCGGCGCGAUUGACGGCGGCGGAAGCGGAGAGUCUGAAGAAGCAGGCGUGGGUGGAUCGGGUGGAGCGCAGCCAGAUGGUGCGCGCGGCGACGACGCACUCGCCCGACUUCCUCAACCUGCCCAGCAAAGUCUGGCCGCAGCUGGGCGGGGAGAGCCGCGCGGGGGAAAAUGUGAUUAUAGGCCUGAUUGACUCGGGUAUUUGGCCGGAGCACCCGGCAUUUUCGGACAAGGUGAACUUUCCUUCCCCGCACACGCGCUUUGUCCGUUUCCGCUCAACCUCGCUCCGCUCCUUGGUCUCCGUUACUUCUUUCGCCGACCUUAACUCUCCCAGUCAUCCCAAUUGCCCCAAUUGCUUGCGCUUACCUGUCCGCGCGCAGACCAGCACCCCGUACGGCCCGCCGCCCAGCCGGUGGCGCGGGGGGUGCAACACGACGGCCGACUUCCCGCGGUGCUCGCAGAAGAUCAUCGGCGCGCAGUGGUUCGUGGCGGGGCUCAAGGCGGAGGGCGGGCGCAUCGACACGAGCAUCGAGUUCCUGUCGCCCCGCGACGCCAACAGCCACGGCAGCUGGUGUGCUGGUGCCGUGAUACGCGUGUUUCCGUUCGACCCUCCGCCAACCCUUCUCGGCCUCCCCACUCUUCCCCCCAGAGCGGCAGCGGGCAACGCCGUGCGCGUCAAGUCGGGCGCGCAGCCCUUGGGCACGGCGCGCGGCAUGGCGCCGCGCGCGCGCUUGGCAAUAUACAAGGCGCUGUGGUUCGACGGGCAGGUGGCGAUGGGCAGCGAGGCUGACGUGUACAAGGCCGUGGAUCGCGCCGUGGCGGACGGCGUUGAUCUGCUCUCCAUGUCCGUCGCCUUCAGCGACGAAAACUACUUCAAACACCUCCCGCUCAUGCGCGCCGCGCAGGCGGGCGUGCUACCAGUGCUGGUGGCCGGCAAUCUCAAGGCCCCGCCCGACACCGACGACGGACAGUACCGCACCAUCCGCAACGCGUCGCCCUACUACCUCACCGUCGCCGCCAGCACGACGGACAGAGCGUGGCCGCCACAAGCCACGCUGAGGCUGCAGGACGGCGCAGCCACCACCGCCGCCGCCAGGACCGCGGGUGGGCGGAGAGCCGCCGCCGCGGGUGGCGAUGACGGCGAGGGAGUGAGCGCGGAGGGGGUGACGGUGGUGGGGGUGACGUACCACGCGGGCACGGCGCACACCGUGAACCUCUCGCUCGUUGACGGCGCUGCUGCCGCCAACAGCAACGUCACGUCCCUCAUGCAGGCGCGCAUGUGUCUGCCCGGCACACUCUCCCCCGCGCGCGUGGCGGGGCGCAUGGUGCUCUGCGAGGCGGGGGGGACGACGCCAGAGGCCAAGGCGGGGGAGGUGCGGAGGGCGGGGGGGCGCGCGAUAGUGAUCGCGUCCGCGUCCGCCACGGCGGGCAGCGUGGGGGAGGGGUACUCGCUCGACUUGCCGUCGCUGGUGGUCAACCGCACCAUGUCGCAGGCGCUGCGCAGCUUCCUCAACAGCUCCAGCAGUCCCCGCGCCACGCUCUCCUCGCUCUCACUGCAGGCCAACCAGGUGGCGCCAGUCAUGGCGCCCUUCUCCUCCACGGGCCCCGUAGUCGACCCCAACCUCCCCCCCGGCCACUCCCCCGACGGCUUCACCAACGACAUCUUAAAGCCCGACAUCACCGGCCCGGGAGUCAACCUGCUCGGCCCCAUGGCGUCGGGGAAACACGGGGAAGCCGCGUACCAGCUGCUGUCAGGAACGUCCAUGGCGGUGCCUCAUCUGGUGGGCAUCGCGGCGCUCAUCAUGCAGAAGUACCCCAGCUGGAGCCCGGCAGCGGUGAAGUCGGCGAUUAUGACGACGGGCACGGUGUUCAACAAUCGCAACGAGCCCAUUCGCACGUCCGCGGGGCACCGCGCGACGCCGUGGAAUUUCGGGUCGGGGCACGUGGUGGCGGCGAGGGCCAUGGACCCCGGGCUGGUGUACAACGUGGGCGCCAAGGGCUACAUGGCGUUCCUCUUUGGGAUCAACUUCAGCUCGGCGAGUAAAUACUUCCAGCACGAGCAGCAGCAGCCGCAGAAGGGAGGCGGGCGGACUGUGAUCAAGGCGUAUGAUCUAAAUUUACCGAACAUCUGCGUGUCUAACCUGGUGAGGCAAGUCACGGUGAUUCGGCGCGUGACGAACGUGGCUCGGCAAGCGUCGCGAUACCGAGCGCGGGUGGUGCCACCUAAGAAUGUCCGAGUGGUGGUGUCGCCGGGAGCGUUUACGAUUGCGCCGGGCGCAUCGCAGGUGUUUUCAGUGACGUUCACGGUGGUGCAGGCGACAAGGGCGUUCUCGUUCGGCAGCCUCACGUGGGUGGAUGGCACGCACCGAGUGAGGUCUGUGCUGGCCGUGCAGCCCGUUCAGGCGUGA